UUUCCCUCUGAAAUACCUGCUGUAGGCCACGGCCCAGAAGGAAGACAUGCAAGAGAGGAUCACUACCCUUGAGAAGCGCUGCCUCAGGGCACAGCAGGAAGCCACCUCUCUGCACGACCUCAAGGAUAAACUUGAAAACGAGAUCGCAAAGAAGGACUCUCUGCAUCGACAGACUGCGGCUCAAAACCGCCAGUUGCAAGAGCGCCUGGAGGUGGCGGAGCGGAAGCUGCAGCAGACCCCGAGGAAGGCCAAGUCGCUGCCCGAGGUGGAAGCCGAGCCGGCCCAGAGGGUGGCCACCCUCUGCAAGGCCGAGCAGAGGCGUGGCAACAUCGAGGAAAGGCUGCGCCAGAUGGAGGCCCAGCUGGAGGAAAAGAACCAAGAACUGCAGGGGGUACGUGUCCGAGCGGAGCAGCCGCUUUUCUGUUGCCUGCUCCCAAGGAAAGAGGUAAGGCAGAGAGAAAAACUGAAGGACGAGACUAAUCAACGUCUCUCAGACACUAUCGACCAACUCCUUGACGACUCGGACCAGCGUCUGAAGCGUCAGCUGAAAGAAAGAAUGGCUGCCGUGGAAGAUAAGGUAGGACAUGAGAGACAGCGGCUGAGUGCCCCCGUCCUCACAGAGGAGACGCUCACGUUGUGA
This is a messenger RNA of Leopardus geoffroyi (Geoffroy's cat), 640 nucleotides long. Its product is annotated as liprin-alpha-1-like. NCBI's taxonomy places the organism in Eukaryota, Metazoa, Chordata, Mammalia, Carnivora, Felidae. Gene Ontology annotation, cellular component: presynaptic active zone. Gene Ontology annotation, biological process: synapse organization. The transcript is spliced from 4 exons. Bases 47 to 640 code for a protein of 197 amino acids. The record is from RefSeq and is a predicted model, not a curated record.